This is a messenger RNA of Phoenix dactylifera (date palm), 1435 nucleotides long. Its product is annotated as CASP-like protein 5A1. The record is from RefSeq and is a predicted model, not a curated record. NCBI's taxonomy places the organism in Eukaryota, Viridiplantae, Streptophyta, Magnoliopsida, Arecales, Arecaceae. Gene Ontology annotation, cellular component: membrane.
AGAAAAGAAAAGAAAAAAACAAAACUGAAGGAGAAAGAGAGGAGGAAGAGGGGCGCUGCUCGAGUGCGGUGCUGGCACGCUAUCAUAAUUCCUAAGCACCCUCCUUCACCGGCCGCCCAAAGCACGCCCGAAUAAAUGCGCUCUUACCUUUUUCAGGUUUUUUUCCUCCUACUCCGUCCUCUGCCUCCCCAGUUCUUCCCCCGCUCUCUCUCGCUCUCCUCUUCACUUUCCCUGCUCGCUCUCCCCGUCAAUUGAUCCGAGCCACCUUUGAAUUCAUUCACUAUUCUUUCUUCUCCUCCAUCGUUUUCGUCGGAGCUAGGGCUUUUUUGUCGAUCUCUUCCCUUUUUUUCUUCUCUCACGGUUCCUGAAUCCAGCAAGUCAAAAAAGAACAGCGAAAGUGGAAAACAAGAAUAAUAUUAAUUGUAACAAUAGUAAUAAUUAGGGCUUGGAGCCGGUUGAUCGCCCUCCGGUCCGGGGCUUUUCCGCCACCGAAUCCUUCUACACUCGUCAAGGCAUCAGACUUCCUCUCCGAUCGGGGCAGGAGGCGGCGGGUUUUUGUUGGCCACGACAGGUCAUCAUCAUCUAUGAUCUGGAGGUUGGCCUAAUAGCAGUAGUAGGAGAGAUGUUCGUGAGUCGGCCGGCGGUGCAUCCGGUGGAGGCUCCCCCUCUCACGGAUGCUGCCGAGAAUCCGCCGAGGGUGAUGAUGAAGGACAUCCAGGGCAUGCCCGGGACGCCCGGAGGCCUCGUCCUGCGCCUCUGCCAAUUCAUAUUCGCGGCCGCCGCUCUCUCCGUCAUGACCUCCACCAGCGAUUUCACCUCCGUCACUGCCUUCUGCUAUUUGGUAGCAGCAGUCAUCUUACAGAGCUUGUGGAGCCUUUCACUAGCCUUCGUGGAUAUCUAUGCCCUUCUAGUAAAACGCUGCUUGCGGAAUUCCCGAGCUGUCUGUUUGUUUACCAUUGGAGAUGGGCGGUCUUCCCCCAUAUGUGUAGAUGGACGUGAAAUCUGUAUUAUGUACACACUCACAUUUGCAGCAGCUUGUGCAUCCGCGGGCAUCACAGUUUUGAUCAGCAAUGAUCUGAACAUCUGUUCAGAAAAUCACUGCACAAGCUUUCAGACUGCUACAGCCAUGGCCUUCAUCAGCUGGUUUGCACUCUCCCCAUCAUUUCUCCUAAACUUUUGGUCAUUGGCGUCCAGGUGAAAAGCCAGAACAUCCACUUCUCUCAACUGUAUGUGUGCUGGUGUGAUCUUGGAAUUUCUUCUUUUCUAAUUUUCGUCUACAGUAACAUAUCCAUUGCUGUCAUUUGUAUAUCAUGAUGGUCAGUGUUUAAGAAUUGUGCAUGUUUACUUAUUGGCAUCGCAAAGUGAAACCUUGCAAUUGUUCCAUGAUAAUGGAAUGCUGGCAUGCUGUCCAUGUGAAUCAUUGGCUGUACCAAAA